AUGGCAAACUAUCACAGGUUUGUGCACAUUUUGGGAUUGUUUGUCCUUGCUCUGUCCUUGAUGAUCGGCGAGAAUUCUGUUGAAGCUCGCCAACUUUUGGAGUUAGCGUUGCCUGAAGUGCCUGAAUUACCUCACAUUCCCGACAUUCCGAGCCUACCCAAGCCAGAAUUGCCAUCUUUGCCAAAAGUUGAAUUGCCAUCGGUUCCCGAACUUCCAAAGCCAGAAUUACCAACAAUACCGAAGCCAGAAUUACCAGAAGUGCCUGAACUGCCCAAACCCGAAAUGCCUCAUCUUCCCGACAUUGUGAGCCUGCCCAAGCCAGAAUUGCCUGAAGUGCCUGAAUUACCUAAGCCUGAAUUGCCUCACCUUCCCGACAUUCCGAGCCUACCCAAGCCAGAAUUGCCAUCUUUGCCAAAAGUUGAAUUGCCGUCGGUUCCUGAACUUCCAAAGCCUGAAUUACCAACAAUACCAAAGCCAGAAUUACCAGAAGUGCCUGAACUGCCCAAACCCGAAUUGCCUCAUCUUCCCGACAUUGUGAGCUUGCCCAAGCCAGAAUUGCCUGAAGUGCCUGAAGUGCCUGAAUUACCUAAGCCCGAAUUGCCUCACCUUCCCAACAUUCCGAGCCUACCCAAGCCAGAAUUGCCAUCUUUGCCAAAAGUUGAAUUGCCGUCGGUUCCUGAACUUCCAAAGCCUGAAUUACCAACAAUACCGAAGCCAUAAUUACCGAAGUGCC
Molecule: messenger RNA, 733 nt
Organism: Eucalyptus grandis
Lineage: Eukaryota; Viridiplantae; Streptophyta; Magnoliopsida; Myrtales; Myrtaceae
Product: protein PELPK1
Exons: 3
Coding region: 1-720 (239 amino acids)
Source: RefSeq, a predicted model, not a curated record